This is a messenger RNA of Peronospora matthiolae, 3879 nucleotides long. NCBI's taxonomy places the organism in Eukaryota, Oomycota, Peronosporomycetes, Peronosporales, Peronosporaceae. The record is from the annotation of a GenBank genome assembly.
AUGUCGUCCAACAAGACCUCGGCCAGUGUCUCCAUCGAUAAGUUCGAUGGGGACAACUACUCAACCUGGUGUCGCUACAUGCGCGGCGUGUUUCUGACGAAGUCAGUCUGGUACGUCGUGAACCGCGAAACGUCUCCAACCUUCACCGACACGCGAGCUUCCGACGAGUACGUCAAGGCGAGCAACAUCGCGUUCGGGUUGAUGUUGCUCCACAUGGACGCCGACUACCACCAUGUGGUCGACAACUGUGAAGAAGCAUGGACAGCGUGGUCGCGGUUGAAGAUGCUCUAUGGUGGGUCGCAGAAGGCGGGACGCAUCUACCUCAAGCGCCAGCUGUUCAGCAUCAAGAUGGCGGAAGGUGCCAACGUCUUGCACCAUUGCAACGAAGUCUUGAACAUCGGCGCCAAGCUCAGCAGCAUCGGUGCCAAGAUGGAAGACGAAGACAUUGCGAUCUGCUUGCUGCUCAGUCUCCCGAAGAGUUUCGAGAACGUGGUUCUGAACUUAGAGAUGAGCAAUGCAGAGCUGCGCACGCAAGAUGUGGUCAAGGUGCUGACUAACGAGCACAUCAAGCGACAAGGCGAGAAGAUGACAACGGCAACGACAACGGUGAAGACUGAAGAUGCGACAAAGGCAUUCAGUACCGAGCGCAAGCCCUACCAAUGCACAUACUGCGGCAAGGUGGGGCACACGGCAGAGCGUUGCUGGACGAAGCAAAAGGAUGAAAGUCGAGGAGCCCAACGCGGCGGCAAUGGUCGUGGACGCGGGGCAAACAAUGUCCAGUGGCGACAUUAUGAUGAAGGCAACAGCUACGAUCGAGUGGCGUUUGCAGUUUCGUUCGAAUGCGGAGUUUCGACGAACAAGAAUGGACCAGGAAUGUGGGCCGUUGACAGCGGGGCAACACAUCACAUCUGCCACGACAAGUUCAAGUUUGCAAGCUUGGUCGAAGGCAAUGAUGGCGAGAUCCUGGUGGCUGAUGGCAACAAGGCGGCCAUCAAAGAGCGCGAGAUCGAGAUCAAGAACGCGCUCUAUGUGCCCAGCAUGAGCAAAAAUCUGCUCUCGGUGCCGCAGAUUAACAAGCACGGCAACUUCCAAGUGGUGUUUGACGGGAAUACGAUGUACGUCGCUCGCAAGGAUUCCAAUCAAGUGGUGGCAGCUGCGGAUCUUGUAGACGGACUCUACUGGCUUCGCACGACGCAGCGAUCGGCCAAUGCGACAUCACUCAGCAACGCUGUUGAUCUACAUGCGCGAAUGGGCCAUGCUCCAGUCGACGUGCUUCGCAGGAUGGUGACAAGCCACAUGAUCAAGGACGCUCACAUCCCUUCCAAGCCGAAUGGAUCAAGUGUGUGUCGAGGAUGCCAAGAAGGGAAGAUGGUCCAAAAACCAUUCCCGAGCAACCGUGACAAGCGCACCUACAACACCUUCGAGAUGCUCCACUUCGACAUCUGCGGACCCAUGGAAGAAAAAUCUCUGGGUGGCAGCAAGUAUCUGCUGCUGAUCGUGGAUGAAGCCAGCGGAUGCAUGAAGAGUUUUUGUCUGCAUUCCAAGUCAGAGAGCAAAGAGUGCAUCAAGAAGUACAUCACGAUGAUACAGACGCAGUUCAACAAGAAGGUCAAAUUUGUGCGACACGAUGGAGCCCGCGAGUUUGCGACGAACUCGCUUCAAGAUUUCUACGAAGUCGAAGGCAUCGAGCAACAAACCACGGUGCCAUACGCACAUCAAGCCAAUGGAACUGCUGAACGCGCGAUUCGAACUAUCGUCACCAUCGGUCGUAGCAUGCUCCAUCAUGCCAAGUUGGACAAGUGCUUCUGGGCUGAAGCGGCAAUGACGGCCGUCUAUGUGAAGAACCGUUUGCCGUCACCCAAGAUUCCACACAAGACACCGUUCGAGAUUGUCUACAAUUCUAAGCCAAGUGUCAAGCACAUGCGCGUUUUUGGGUGCCAAGCAUACAUCUUGACCCCGAAGGAGAAACGACUCAAGUGGGAUCCCAAGGCCCGGGCUGGAUUGUUUUUGGGCUACGAAGAAGUGUCCAAGGCGUAUCGAGUUUACGACAUCGAAGCGGGGCAGGUGAUGAUAAGUCGCGAUGUCAACUUCGAUGAGUCGGCCUUUGGAAUGUCGAUGCUGAUUUCCGAUGACGAUGUUGAUGGCCUGGACUUCGAAUCGAUCGAUCUUGAUGAUGAAGAACCGCGUCCGAGACACUUCAAACAAACAGGAAAGCGCAAGGCCCAACCCAAUCACGACAAUGACGACGCAAGCAUGCCCCGAGCAGUGCGCCAACGACCCGGAUUGGAAGAGUCAAGUGCGCCGGAUGACCUCUCUUCACGUCGAGCCAACGAAGAUGAAGAAAGGAAGUCGGAGGAACAACAUGACACACCGACUUCCUCCGCGUUUUGGCAUGCGAGUGCAAACGCCGUCGAAGCAGCGGUCGAUUUUUCGGAGCCGUCGACAUUUGAAGAAGCAGUAUCUGGCCCGGACCAAUGGGUCUUCAAGAUCAAGCGCAAGGCGGAUGGGUCGAUCGAGAAAUACAAGGCACGACUUGUGGCCAAGGGUUUUCGCCAAAAGUAUGGCAUUGACUACACGGAGACGUUCUCGCCCGUGGUCAAGUAUGUGACGCUGCGAAUGGUCAUCGCCAUUACCAAGCACUUUGGAUGGCCCCUCGACCAGCUCGAUGUGGUGACUGCGUUCCUGUAUGGAGUGAUGAAGGAGAAGGUGUUCUGCGCUGUUCCGGAAGGCGUCAAGAUGGAAGGUGAUUUCGACUGUCUCGAGCUGAUCAAGGCGAUCUACGGUCUCAAGCAAGCCUCGCGUGUUUGGAACGAGACCUUCGACGAGUUCAUACGCUCGAUUGGUUUUCAAGCGUCGGGAUUCGAUCCAUGUCUCUACAUCAUGACUUCGGAAGGCCAUUGUGUUUUUGUGCUGGUCUACGUGGACGAUGUCUUGGUGACUGGAAGCUCGCUCGAGAUGAUUGCGCGCACCAAGAACGACCUCAAGACACGCUUCGAGAUGACGGACAGCGGCAAGUGUGCCUUUGUUCUUGGGAUCGAGUUAUUGGACGGUGAAGAUGGCAGCGUGACUAUGUGUCAGCGCCGUUAUGUCGACGAUGUCCUCAAGCGCUUUGGAAUGGAUGAGUGCAAGGCUGUGGCAAGUCCGGUGGACGUCAGCUCUCGACUGGUUCCAAGCAACUCUGCAAGCAAGGUGGAUGUCCCAUUCCGUGAAGCAGUGGGUGCUUUGAUGCACCUGACGACUGCAACGCGACCGGACAUCGCCUAUGCUGUAAGCUUUGUGUCACGGUUCAUGGAGAAACCCCAAGAAGAACACUGGGUUGCAGUCAAGCGCAUCUUCCGCUACCUACAAGGCACCAAGAUGCAUGGAAUCUGCUACAAGCCAAGUGCGAAGAUCGACUUUCGUGGCUAUUCAGAUGCAGACUGGGCCGGUGACCUUGCUGAUCGCAAAUCGACGUCCGGCUACGUCUUCAUGCUAUUGGGUGCUCCGGUGAGUUGGGGCAGCAAGAAACAGCCAAGUGUGUCACUGUCUACAAGCGAAGCGGAGUACAUCGCGCUCAGCCUGGCGAUCCAAGAAGGCAAGUGGAUCAAUCGCUUGCUGUGCGAGAUCAUGGCGGCUGCAAACGAAGAAGGACCCGAGCUCGUCAUCCGUGAAGACAACCAGUCGUGCAUCAAGAUGACGAAGAAUCCGGUCAACCACGGCCGCGCUAAACACAUCGACAUCAAGUACCAUCACAUCCGUGAUGAAGUCAAGCGCGGCGAAGUGAAGCUUGAAUACUGCGAGACAACGUUGAUGUUGGCGGACAUCAUGACGAAGGGACUUCACGGACCGCGUCACAAGGACUUGACGGCGGCGCUUGGCAUCCGUGCGUGUUCGGAUUGA